AACAUGAGUGACAGAUUGUAUACAAGUAACACCACCAUGAAAACUUUAGUACCAAAUACUCUCUGUCCUAGGGUUUGACCCGAUUUCCCCCUUUUGAUUUUCUCUCUCCUCCAUUGAAGCAUUUUACGAGCUCCAUACUCCAUUUAAGAUUGAUGUGUUUUUUCGUUCUCAAAUUCUCCAUUAAAGCAACUAGUGAGCUUUAAUUUGUCUUCUCGAUGAAAGUGUACUCUCAAUUCUCCAUUAAAAGCAGCGUUUGAGUUUUUCUCUCGGCGUGGUGAGCUUGCUCUCUCCUUCACUGAACCGACUAUCACUCCUCCAUUGAAGAAGCUUUUGAGCUUUCUCUUGGCCUCCAUUGAAUCAACUUUAAUUUGACAGUUUUUUUUUGGUCGAAAUUAUCAGUUGUAUAUGUUUAUUUUUCACUAAAAAAUUAAGUUGAACUACUUCCCUUAAGCUCCAUACUCGGGCGGCUUUCUUGUUCUGCUCCACAACUUCUCCUUCCUCCUGCAUAGCUUCUCCUCUAAGCAUUGCAAUCAGCAUUGCUUUUGGAUCAUGAAGGAUGUUUUGAAAUUCAGCAAAAACGGUUCUAUCGAGUUUUAAAGGUUUUGGUAAAUUUGAUUUGAAGGGUGCUUAUUUGUGUUCUCUGAAGAAGGGAGCAAGUUACUGUCACUUUGAUUUUUGGACUGCAUCGUGGAAAAAAUGGCUUGUGUGAAGUUGGGAUCUAAGAGUGAUGCAUUUCAGAGAAAAGGGCAGGCAUGGUUCUGCACAACUGGUCUUCCAAGCGAUAUUGUCGUUGAAGUUGGAGAAAUGUCUUUCCAUCUCCACAAGUUUCCUUUACUCUCACGGAGUGGUGUCAUGGAAAGAUUAAUUGCUGAAGCUGUUGAAGGAGAAGAGGGUUCUGUUAUAAGCUUAAGUGAUUUGCCUGGUGGAGCUAAAAUGUUUGAACUUGUUGCGAAGUUCUGUUAUGGUGUGAAACUUGAACUUACAUCCUCAAAUGUUGUAUACUUGCGCUGUGCUGCUGAACAUCUUGAAAUGACUGAAGAGUAUGGAGAAGGUAAUCUGAUUUUUCAAACAGAAACAUUCUUAAUUCAAGUGGUCCUCAAAAGUUGGAAAGAGUCUUUGAGAGCUCUCCAAACAUGUGAUAAUAUACUUUCCUUUGCUGAUCAACUCAACAUUACAAAGAGAUGUAUUGAAGCAUUGGCUGUCAAGGCAAGCACUGACCCCAAUCUAUUUGGCUGGCCUGUUGUGGAACAUGGUGGCCCAAUGCAAAGUCCUGGUGGCAGUGUUCUGUGGAAUGGCAUUAGCACAGGUGCGAGACCUAAAAAUUCAAGCUCGGAUUGGUGGUAUGAUGAUGCGUCAACUUUGAGCUUCCCUCUUUACAAGAGGCUGAUAUCAGUCAUGGAAUCUCGGGGCUUGAAAUCAGAGAUUAUUUCUGGAUCCAUUGCUUAUUAUGCUAAAAGAUAUCUACCUGGACUAAACCGGCGGCAAGGUGAUUCCAGCUCCCGUCUCGGGCCUCCAUCUAUGUCAAGUCCACCGUCUGAAGAAGACCAGAGGUUAUUGGUUGAAGAGAUUGACCGAUUGCUCCCCAUGCAGAAGGGGCUUGUCUCAACAAAGUUCCUUUUUGGCCUACUUCGAACUGCCAUGAUACUUCGAGCAGACUCAGCUUGCCUAUCAACUUUGGAAAAGAGAGUUGGAAUGCAACUUGAUCAAGCAAAUUUGGAAGACCUUUUGAUGCCCAACUUUUCUUAUUCUAUGGAAACUCUAUAUAAUGUGGAUUGUGUACAGAGGAUUCUCGAGGAUUUCCUCAUUAUGGAUCAGGCAAAUGGGGGUGCCUCCCCUUGUUCCAUUGAUGUCGGACAAUUGAUAGGCUCACCUUCUUUGACCCCUAUUACAAUGGUUGCUAAAUUAAUUGAUGGGUACCUUGCUGAGGUGGCACCUGAUAUUAAUCUAAAACUUCCUAAAUUCCAAGCCCUUGCUGGAGCUGUUCCGGAGUUUGCAAGGCCCUUGGAUGAUGGCCUUUAUCGUGCUAUUGACAUAUAUCUUAAGUCUCAUCCUUGGUUAUCAGAAGCAGAGAGAGAACAAUUGUGUAGGCUAAUGGAUUGUCAGAAAUUAUCCUUGGAAGCUUGUACCCAUGCCGCCCAGAAUGAGAGGUUGCCCCUAAGAAUAGUAGUACAAGUCCUCUUCUUUGAGCAGCUCCAGUUAAGGAAUUCGAUUGCUGGCUGCUUUUUGGUUUCAGAGAAUCUUGAAGGCUCCAGACAGUUGAGAAGUGGCGUUGUUGGAUCCAAUGAAGGAGGUUGGGCUACCGCAGUGAGAGAGAAUCAGGUAUUGAAAGUUGGAAUGGACAACAUGAGAAUGCGGGUUUCUGAGCUCGAGCAGGAGUGCACAAACAUGAGAAAUGAAAUUGAAAAACUUGGUCGAGGUAAGAGUUCAAGUGCUUGGGGAAAUGUGUCCAAGAAGUUGGGUUUCAGGCUCAAGUCUCAAAUGUGCAGUGCUGAAGAAGGGUCAGUCAGUAACCAAAGUAGUGUUGUAAGUGGAAAAAUUGAAAAGUUGAAGGAAAAGCCAGGGAAGCACAAAAAGAACUUGUAAUUUUUCUUCUCUUUCUCAUCCAAGCCGCUGCCUCCAUUUCUACCAAUUCCUUCAUUUAUUUUUGGAAGCCCGAUCAAAUUUCACUGCUAACCAUCUUUCUAUCUCCUGAACUGGAGCAGAAUCUCCCAAAUUGUGUAUUAGUGAUUCUACAUUCCUUUCCCAUCUUUACCAGUGACCACGUCUUUGUAAUGAAGUGUACUACAUACAUACAAGCUGUAUUAAACUCGUUGAGUUACAUGUGCAUUCUUCUUAGGACAUCUAUUGUAAUGAAAAAAAAAAAAUCUGUUUUUGCUAGUUGAUUAAAGCUUGUGAUAUAAUUUUGCUACAUUUUGAGGAGUAUAGCUUGUAUUUGUAAUUGGUUGCUUGAAAAUGUUAUUCCACAGCUUUUAGCUUGUUGCUCCGUCA
Messenger RNA from Chenopodium quinoa (quinoa), 2988 nucleotides. RefSeq names its product BTB/POZ domain-containing protein At1g30440-like. Gene Ontology annotation, biological process: response to oxidative stress. Gene Ontology annotation, molecular function: protein binding; peroxidase activity; heme binding. NCBI's taxonomy places the organism in Eukaryota, Viridiplantae, Streptophyta, Magnoliopsida, Caryophyllales, Amaranthaceae. The record is from RefSeq and is a predicted model, not a curated record. The transcript has 5 exons. The coding region runs from base 697 to 2583 and encodes 628 amino acids.